GUUUUGUCCAUAAGAGGGAGUCAAGUUUCUUAUAUGCAGCGUUUUCGUCCACUUCCACAACACAACUACGGAGCACAUUGACCGGAGAGGGGGGAAAUAUUGCUUGACAACGAUUAUUUUCUCCCAUUGUGGCUGUGGAAACUCAUAUCUGUGGUCGGAUAGUCUGACGGUCGGUCAGUUCGUCCCUUCAGCCUUCACCCACAACUUCGCCUCUUCGCCGCAGCUGAAGAACAAGAGGGUUCAUGAGCACCAGGAAGCUCUUAUUUUUUUCAUACCUGGAUUAACUCACAGGCGACGACAUAUAUUUUUCUUUUAUAAUUGUUUUGUAACGGGAGAGACUUUUUCUCUGUCAGAAUGUUGUGGAAAUUAGCCGACAACGUGAAAUAUGAGGAUGACUGUGAGGAAAGGCACGACGGCAACAGCAAUGGCAACCCCCGGCUGCCUCACCUGCCAGCGGUCAGUCAGCACCUCUACAGUCCGUCUCCCGCCCUCACACACUCGGCCAGUUCGGACUUCCAGCCUCCGUACUUCCCGCCUCCCUACCAACCCAUCUCCUACCCACAGUCCAGUGACCCCUACUCCCACCUCGGCGACCCCUUCAAUAUCAACUCCAUACACCAGUCGCCGUCGUCGAACCAGCAGCAGCCGUGGCCCGGUCGGCAGGGCCAGGAGGGGCUCGGCGCCCACGCAAGGAGCGGACUGGCGAGUCAGAUCCUGGGCCUGGAGGGAGGCUCGUCCGGUGUGAGGAGGGAAGGGUUCCGCCGGCCGGAACUUCUACCCCCACACUCGCACAGCCUAGAGUCGUCGGUUAUUGGCGAUAACAUGGGGAUGCACGACAUGGGCCACGGACUGGAGGAUGUUCAACAUGUAGAUGACCACAGUAUUAUAAUGGCAGAUCAGACAGUCAUCAAAAAAGUAUUAGGACUGCGAGGUGGCAGGAACCUUGAUCGCUUACAGAGGACUUAUUAUCAGGGGGGCAUUCUUGCGGGUCCUGUCACUCUGCCCAAAGGCAAUUCGCUGGGUCUUCCCUUCCAGAAAGAGUCCCUGAUGGGCAUGGUAUCAAACCCCACUGAGGUGUUCUGCUCUGUACCCGGCCGUCUUUCCUUGCUGAGCUCCACUUCUAAGUAUAAGGUCACGGUGGCUGAGGUCCAGAGACGUCUGUCACCCCCAGAGUGCCUCAACGCAUCGCUCCUGGGAGGAGUUUUACGCAGAGCCAAGUCAAAAAAUGGAGGUCGUUCUCUGAGAGAAAAGCUGGAUAAAAUUGGGCUCAACCUGCCAGCAGGAAGGAGGAAGGCAGCCAAUGUCACUCUGCUUACCUCACUAGUAGAAGGUGAGGCUGUUCAUUUAGCUAGAGACUUUGGUUACGUGUGCGAGACAGAGUUCCCUGCAAAGGCAAUUGCUGAAUACCUCGGCAGGCCUCACGUAGAACGCAACGAGGUUAACUCUCGCAAGAACAUGCUCCUUGCUGCCAAGCAAAUCUGUAAGGAGUUCACUGACCUUCUCACUCAGGAUCGCUCACCUCUGGGAAACUCUCGGCCGGCGCCCAUCCUGGAGCCUGGAAUCCAAGGCUGCCUGACCCACUUCAGCCUCAUCACUCAUGGCUUUGGCUCUCCGGCCAUCUGUGCUGCCAUGACCUCACUUCAGAACUACCUGAACGAGGCACUCAAACAAGUGGACAAGAUGUACCUGAGUUCUGGUAGCGACACCCAGGGAUCCUCAGACAGUGGAAGCAAAUCUACCGACAAAAUGGACAAGCACAGGAAAUGAGAGCUCAAAGGAGAAUCCCUAUGAACUUGAGAACCCCUGAGUCCCUUAAUCUUGCUACCCUGUCUGCCCUUUUUGGACUUGUUUAAAAUCAACAUUUACUAUUGUCAUUUCCAGAGCUGAAUUUGUGCGUGAAUGUGUGUGUCUGCACUGUUAAAUUUAUAUAAUAAUUUUUAGAAGUUGAGGGUUUCUAAAAAGUUGUCACAGCUGGCUUCAAAUCAGUCUGUUUUGGCACCCACGGUAAACGUCUGUGGACUGAUCCUAAUGGGAGCCCUCCCCUGUGAAGACGUAAUACACACCUUAUCAUAGCAAGGACCAUGCAGUCCUAUACAGUUACCAAUGUGCCGAUGCUACAACCAUGGGACCUGCACUCUGUUGACAAGAAGACGAAAAAGAACAAAGUGCAUACUGUUUUUUUUUCUCCCUAGAGGACAUCAUUUCAAGAUGAGUUGCUGUGGCUGUGAAUUCCUCUCAGCUUCCCCCCUUCUACUCCGUCUGGAGGCAAAUCCACUGAUUUCCUGUGUCUCAAUGUACUUGCAAAGGACAAUUUUUUUAUAUUAGAAAGAAAGAGAAGAAAAUCCACUUCAUUUUCUUUACUUUUUUGUGCUUGAUUUUUACAACCACUUCAAAAUGGCUCCAGUGUUAUUGUGCUUUGUUCAUGAGAGAUGAUUUGAGUCUUAUGUAGGCCUGAAUGAGAAAAGACAAUUUUUGGUUUGUCAGUCUGUGUUCGGUUGGAAACCAGAGACUUCAAAGUCAGUUUAAUAGAAGCCUCUUCAGUGUUCAUGUGGAUUACAGGCAUAGCAAUGCUUCCAUUGUUACUCUGUCUUUUAUACCUGGCAGUGAGAACAUGUUAUUUUUGUGACUAUGUUAGGUAUUCAUCAUUCUUAGUAUUUAAAAACCCCAAGUUAACAUCAAUCUACCAACCACUGCCAGAGUGUGUGCAUGUUGUGAGAAUGUGUGUAAAUGUACAUAUUUCUUUCUUUAAAAAUGUUUUUAAUUAGACAUUAAAUUCCAAACAUAGAACUUUAUCCAGAGUCUUGUCCUGGAUGUAAAUAUUUUCUAAUUUAUGUUGUAAUUUAAUGGGCUUGUGUAAAUAAUGGUAUCAUUCUGGUGUAUGGUUUCACUUUUUAUGAUGAUGUGUUAAACUUUUAUAAAUGGGCUAGUUUUUUAUCAAGUAGAGGUUAGGAAGUGGGCAUGAUAUACUUUUUUGAAAAUAUGUAAAAAAAAAAAACUGUUUUAAAGUUUCAGGAAAAAUAAAAAUAAAAUGAAAGACUCAAUUCAGA
Toxotes jaculatrix (banded archerfish) is the source of this 3047-nucleotide messenger RNA. RefSeq names its product transcription factor AP-2 gamma (activating enhancer binding protein 2 gamma) (gene tfap2c). The transcript is spliced from 8 exons. The record is from RefSeq and is a predicted model, not a curated record. Gene Ontology annotation, molecular function: DNA-binding transcription factor activity, RNA polymerase II-specific; RNA polymerase II transcription regulatory region sequence-specific DNA binding. Gene Ontology annotation, cellular component: nucleus. Gene Ontology annotation, biological process: regulation of transcription by RNA polymerase II; anatomical structure development; regulation of cell population proliferation. Lineage: Eukaryota; Metazoa; Chordata; Actinopteri; Toxotidae. Bases 355 to 1767 code for a protein of 470 amino acids.